Messenger RNA from Choloepus didactylus (southern two-toed sloth), 930 nucleotides. RefSeq names its product olfactory receptor 8S1-like. Gene Ontology annotation, molecular function: olfactory receptor activity; G protein-coupled receptor activity. Gene Ontology annotation, biological process: G protein-coupled receptor signaling pathway. Bases 1 to 930 code for a protein of 309 amino acids. The record is from RefSeq and is a predicted model, not a curated record. The transcript has a single exon. Gene Ontology annotation, cellular component: membrane. NCBI's taxonomy places the organism in Eukaryota, Metazoa, Chordata, Mammalia, Pilosa, Megalonychidae.
AUGGCCUUGAGGAACCACAGCACAGUCACCGAGUUUAUUCUCAUGGGGCUGUCUGACGACCCCCACAUCGAGGCCCUGCUCUUCGUGCUCUUCCUGGUGAUUUACCUCCUGACCCUGAUGGGGAACCUGAUGCUGCUGCUGGUGAUCAGAGCUGAUUCCCACCUCCACACCCCCAUGUACUUCUUCCUGAGUAAUCUAUCAUUCCUGGACCUCUGCUUCUCCUCUGUCACGGUGCCCAAGCUGCUGGUGGACCUCCUGUCUGAAAAGAAAACUAUCUCGGUAGAGGGCUGCCUGGCCCAGGUCUUCUUUGUGUUCAUCACUGCAGGGACUGAAGCCUGUCUGCUCUCAGUGAUGGCCUAUGACCGCUAUGCUGCCAUCUGCCAUCCGCUACUCUACGGGCAGGUGAUGAUCCACGAGCUCUGUGUGAGGCUGGUGUUGGUCUCGUGGAGCCUGGCCAGUCUCAAUGCAUUCAUUAUUGUGCUGUUGGCUAUUAACCUGGACUUCUGUGAGAACCAAACCAUACACCACUAUACUUGUGAGCUGCCUGCUCUCUUUCCCCUGUCUUGCUCUGAUACAUCCUUCAGUAACAAUAUCCUGCUCAUCUGCAGCUUACUGCAUGGGCUUGGAACCUUUCUACCCAUCUUCUUCUCCUAUGCUCGUAUUAUCGCUACCAUCCUGAGCAUCAGCUCCACCACAGGGAGAAGCAAGGCCUUCUCCACCUGCUCCUCCCACCUCAUUGCAGUGAUCCUAUUCUUUGGCUCAGGUUUCCUUUGUUAUCUCUUGCCCCCUUCUGGUUCCUUCCUGGAUUUGCUCUUGUCCUUGCAGUAUAGUAUGGUCACACCCAUUCUGAAUCCACUCAUCUACAGCCUGAAGAACAAGGAAGUAAAGGCAGCUGUGAAAAGGACAUUGGAGAAAUAUCUGAUAUUUUAG